CGCUUUCAAGUCACAAUCGUGCUCACAAUUAAGCCAAAAAUAACGUUACUAUCGCAGUUAUAUGUUAACCUGUUGACGUGAUAACAACAAUCAACAUGAAACUUUUUCUUUAAAAUCAAUCGUUAUUUUAAAUCGUUUCAACAAAAUAAUAAUCAACAACAAUCAGGAAUAACAAUUUGAAAGUUUUCAUGUUACAAACUGAUCAUUAACAAUCAAGUUAUGAUUUGUAAUGAUAACUUGAUCACACAAAAGUGAAAAUAACAUCAAACAAGGAAACAAUUAACAAUAAAUUCAUUGGUACUAGUUUAUCAUUCAAUAAUAUUAAUCAUCUGUGUCAACAAUUUAAAUUACACUACAGCGACUUUUGAUUAUUAAGUUAUCAUCAUCGUCAACAAUUUAAUUCUAUUUUGAACGUUAUCGGUUUAGGAUGAGGACAACAAAUAACAUGAUUUAUAAAUCAAUCGUCUUCAUCAAAUAACAAUAACAAGUACUCAGUUUUAAACGAGUAAUUAAUCAAUCGUUAUAAACAAAAACAGUUUAAUCAUCAACUAAUUUAGUUAACAGUUAAUUUGUUUUUGUGUUUGUGUACAAAGGUGUCCAUCUAAUCAAUCAAAUAUGAUAACCUUACAACUUUUUUGGAUACCUUUGGGUUUGUUAUCAUUAUUUUGUGCCAUCAACUUGACCCAGGGUCAUGUAACUUACAUUGAACCAAGAUAUCCACUAAAGGGAAAUCGAUCACCUCCUGGUUCACCUUGGCCUCUUCCUCGAACAUGGACUCGUAUGACCUCACAAUACACACUGAGUCCCGAUCAUUUUGAACUUAAGUCUAACUUUAAUUGUGAAAUCAUCGAAGCAGCCUUAUUACGCUAUCGUGGCCUAAUUUUUAUUGACCGUUCGAAGACCAUCUCACCCAAACACAAAGAAUUGGAGUCAAUUAAAGUUCACAUUGAUGAUACAAGAUGUGGAUACCCCAAGUAUGGUGACAACGAAAAGUACAGUUUAACGAUUCCCGAUAAAGAUUCCAGUGGCUCUAUUCGCGCUAAAACGGUCUGGGGAGCACUUCGAGGUUUAGAAACAUUUUCCCAACUUGUUUAUAUUGAUGAAAAAUCAGGUCACUACAUGGUUAAUGCGACUCGAAUUGAAGAUUGGCCAAGAUUUCCUUACAGAGGAAUCAUGAUUGAUACAGCUCGUCAUUUUAUCCCAAUCAAAGUAUUACUCAAAAAUCUGGAUGCUAUGGCUUGGAAUAAAUUCAAUGUUUUCCAUUGGCACAUAAUCGAUGAUCAAUCAUUUCCUAUGGAGAGUAAAAUUUUCCCCAAUCUAACUAAAUUGGGCGCCUACAAUGAUAAACUAAUUUACACCCACAAGGAUAUUAAACAGCUGAUUGAGUAUGCCCGAUAUCGAGGUAUUCGUGUUAUCCCUGAAAUUGAUACUCCAGGACACACCAAGGUGAUAGGUCGUGCAUUCCCUUCAUUAUUGACGACCUGUUAUGAUGGCGAUACUCCAGCGCAAUCGGUUUAUGGUAAACACUCAUCCCAUGAGAACUUGAAUCCCGCUCGAAAUGAGACCUUUGAAGUAUUACGCCAAUUGUUUAUCGAGGUGAAAAACUUAUUCCCUGAUGAUUAUAUUCACCUUGGUAUGGAUGAGGCUUAUUAUGAUUGUUGGAUGUCCAGCCCAGAGAUACGUAACUUUAUGGACAGUAAAAGAUUCACCGAGAUGAAACAAGUGGAAAAAUAUUACAUUGACCGAACUCUCGAAAAUGUCAAAAGUCUUGGCUACAAGUAUAUCGUUUGGCAAGAUCCUAUUGACAAUAAUGUAACUCUCUCCAAAGAUGCUAUAGUUGAGGUUUGGAAGGGUGGACCACAUCAUGAAAAAGAUGGUUGGAAAAGACAUGUGAAAGAGGUGCUAAGGCGGCAGAAUAAAUUAAUUUUAUCAUCAUGUUGGUACCUUAAUUAUAUCAAUUAUGGAGAAGAUUGGAAAAACUAUUACAAUUGUGAUCCAGUUCUUGGUGUUAAUGCAACGGAGGCCGAAAGGGAACUUAUUCUCGGUGGUGAGGCUUGUAUGUGGUCUGAAUAUGUUGAUCAAGUCAAUAUACUUUCAAGGUUAUGGCCUCGGGCAUCAGCUGUAGCUGAAAGACUUUGGAGUCAUCCUGAUGAUACAAAUGAUACCGAUAGUGCACUUUUCAGACUCGAUGAACAAAGAUGUCGCAUGUUAAGACGAGGUGUUGAAGCUCAGCCUCUAAUCAAUGGAUUCUGUGGAUCUUGGGAAUUAGAUAUUGAAUUUGGAAUCCAUGCUAAAUCAUCUGGAUCAUCAAUAGUCAACAAUCAGUCGAUUCUAAUUGUCACCCUAGUUUUCUUAACUUAUUAUAUUUCUCUAAUCAAGUCAUUAUAUUGAUUAUUCUAAUCGCAAUUAACUAAACACAAAGAUACCAAAAAAACCGCUGAUUUCAGGCUCAAUAUUUUCAUCAUCAUUAAAGCUAAACUAACAAGGAAACGAAAAAUUUAAUUUCGUUGACGAUAAUUUAAAUUUCAAGAAAUGUAUAUAUUUACAUAUGAACCUUUCCAAUUUGAAAUGAUCAUAAUUAAUGAUUAAAAUCGUUGAGAAAACCAAAUUAA
Messenger RNA from Panonychus citri (citrus red mite), 2612 nucleotides. RefSeq names its product beta-hexosaminidase subunit alpha-like. The coding region runs from base 616 to 2391 and encodes 591 amino acids. Gene Ontology annotation, cellular component: membrane. Gene Ontology annotation, molecular function: beta-N-acetylhexosaminidase activity. Lineage: Eukaryota; Metazoa; Arthropoda; Arachnida; Trombidiformes; Tetranychidae. Gene Ontology annotation, biological process: ganglioside catabolic process; glycosaminoglycan metabolic process; carbohydrate metabolic process. The transcript has 9 exons. The record is from RefSeq and is a predicted model, not a curated record.